Messenger RNA from Papaver somniferum (opium poppy), 339 nucleotides. RefSeq lists its product as uncharacterized. NCBI's taxonomy places the organism in Eukaryota, Viridiplantae, Streptophyta, Magnoliopsida, Ranunculales, Papaveraceae. The coding region runs from base 1 to 339 and encodes 112 amino acids. The transcript is spliced from 2 exons. The record is from RefSeq and is a predicted model, not a curated record.
AUGGACUUGUGGAACUUAUACAUAGUUUUAGCUAAUGGGGUUUCAGUUGACAACGAUAAGAUUGCUUGUAUUGUUAAUUGGCCUAUUCCAUCUUCUAUCAAAGCUCUUCAUGUAUUUUUGGGAUUAACGGGUUAUUGCCGUAAGUUUGUGAAGGAUUAUGGAAAGAUGAGGGCUCCGCUAACUAAGCUAUUGAAGCAAAAUUCUUUUACUUGGUCGGAUGAGGAGGCCGUUGGUUUUAAACAACUUCAAACAGCUUUAACAACUAUUCAUGUAUUGGCGCUUCCAGAUUUUUCAAAAGACUUUGUUUUAGAAUGUGAUGCUUCUAGUAACGGGUUGUGA